This is a messenger RNA of Staurois parvus, 330 nucleotides long. NCBI's taxonomy places the organism in Eukaryota, Metazoa, Chordata, Amphibia, Anura, Ranidae. The record is from the annotation of a GenBank genome assembly.
UGCCCGGGUCCUCCUAGCCCCCUGUAAUAGUUUUUUAUACAACGCCUAUUGAGGCCCAAGAAAAAAAAAUGAAAUACUAAAACUCCCCACAGAGAAUCACUGUACAACUGAGUGCUCCUGCUGUUAAUUCUGUGGAUGAAUUGCACAACAGUGCCUGGAGCUGAAAGAUCAGUGAGAUGUUCUUUUAACCAUUUCAAUACCGGGCAAUUUUACACCUUCCUGCCCAGGCCAGUUUUCAGGUUUCAGCGCUCUCACAUUUUGAAUGACAAUUGCGCAGUCAUACAACAUUGUACCCAAACUAAAAUUUUAUCAUUUUCUUCACACAACUAG